Messenger RNA from Cavia porcellus (domestic guinea pig), 3777 nucleotides. It is a transcript of the gene Pcsk7, whose product is annotated as proprotein convertase subtilisin/kexin type 7. Gene Ontology annotation, molecular function: serine-type endopeptidase activity. The transcript has 17 exons. Bases 1 to 2832 code for a protein of 943 amino acids. Gene Ontology annotation, cellular component: trans-Golgi network; Golgi membrane. The record is from RefSeq and is a predicted model, not a curated record. Lineage: Eukaryota; Metazoa; Chordata; Mammalia; Rodentia; Caviidae. Gene Ontology annotation, biological process: protein processing.
AUGAAGGAGAAGAACCCUCAGGGAGGGACGCUGUCGAAGAUGCCCAGUGGACUCGGGGCACUGAAGCCCCGAGCUGAGCCCAGCAGCCCUCGGGCCUCGUCGGCAGAGGCCGCCUGUGGGUGCUGCCCCGGGCGCGGGUUGCUCGGCAGACAGUCUGGGCCGAGGGCGGCCGCUGAUUGGCUGCGGCGCCGGGCGGAAGUGAUGCGGCUGUCACUGGCUCCGGCUCCCGGGAAGCCGCGAGUUUCCGCAGGGAGGCGGCGGCAGCUGCUGCGGCUGGGCCGGUCUGCAGCCUGUGCUCAGAAUCAACACCACUCAGCGAAGGUGACGCCUUUGCUUCAGUUGCACAAAAUGAAUGUGACGUGGUUAGCCAGCCCAGGAGCUCAACGUCACAGAGAGCCCAGGUGGGCAUGGGGCCCAUUGAAGACAACCAGACUGCAGUGUCAGCUGGAUAAGCCCGCUGCUCUGAUGCCGAAGGGGAGGCAGAAAGUGCCACACUUGGAUGCCCUCUUGGGCCUGCCCACCUGCCUCUGGCUGGAAUUGGCUGGGUUCUUCUUAUUGGCUCCCUGGGUCAUGGGCCUGGCAGGGGCAGCAGGUCCUGAUGCCCACGGCACAGUGGGGCUCAGCUGGGCUGUGCACCUGGACAGCCCGGGAGGUGAUCAAGAGGAAGAGCAUCUGGAGCAGCAAGCAGAAGCCGUGGCCCGGGCAGCAGGGCUGGUGAAUGCCGGGCGCAUUGGAGAGCUCCAGGGCCACUACCUCUUUGUGCACCCCACUGGGCCCAGCCAGGCUCUGGAGGUCCAGGUCAUCCGGCAGCAGGCCGAGGCCGUGCUAGCCGGGCACAAGGCCGUCCGCUGGCACUCAGAGCAGAGGCUGCUGAAACGGGCCAAGCGCAGCAUCCACUUCAAUGACCCCAAGUACCCACAGCAGUGGCACCUGAACAACCGGCGGAGCCCCGGCAGGGACAUCAACGUGACAGGUGUGUGGGAGCGCAACGUGACCGGGCGUGGGGUGACGGUGGUAGUGGUAGACGAUGGCGUGGAGCACACCAUCCAGGACAUCGCGCCCAACUAUAGCCCUGAAGGUAGCUAUGACCUCAACUCUAAUGAUCCAGACCCCAUGCCCCACCCGGAUGUGGAGAGCGGCAACCACCACGGCACGCGGUGUGCGGGCGAGAUCGCUGCGGCGCCCAACAACAGCUUCUGUGCGGUCGGCGUGGCCUACGGGAGCCGCAUAGCAGGCAUCCGGGUGCUGGACGGGCCCCUCACAGACAGCAUGGAGGCCGUGGCGUUCAACAAGCACUACCAGAUCAAUGACAUUUACAGCUGCAGCUGGGGCCCGGACGAUGAUGGGAAGACAGUGGACGGCCCUCACCAGCUUGGAAAGGCCGCCUUGCAACAUGGGGUGAUGGCCGGCCGCCAGGGCUUUGGGAGCAUCUUCGUGGUGGCCAGUGGUAAUGGGGGUCAGCACAAUGACAACUGCAACUAUGAUGGCUACGCCAACUCCAUCUACACCGUCACCAUAGGGGCUGUGGAUGAGGAGGGACGGAUGCCUUUCUAUGCCGAAGAGUGCGCCUCCAUGCUGGCCGUCACCUUCAGUGGUGGGGACAAGAUGCUCCGGAGCAUCGUGACCACUGACUGGGACCUUCAGAAGGGCACUGGCUGCACAGAGGGCCACACAGGGACCUCUGCGGCUGCUCCUCUGGCAGCUGGCAUGAUAGCCCUCAUGCUGCAGGUACGGCCCUGUCUCACAUGGCGCGAUGUCCAGCACAUCAUUGUCUUCACAGCCACCCAGUAUGAAGACCGCCACGCUGAUUGGCUCACCAAUGAAGUGGGCUUCAGCCACAGCCACCAGCACGGCUUCGGCCUGCUCAAUGCUUGGAGACUGGUCAACGCCGCCAAGGUCUGGACAUCUGUCCCUUACUUAGCUUCCUACUUCAGCCCUGUGCUGAAAGAGAACAAGGCCAUUCCGCGGUCCCCCCGCUCGCUGGAGGUCCUGUGGAACGUCAGCAGGGCGGACCUGGAGACGUCGGGGCUGAAGACCCUGGAGCACGUGGCUGUGACAGUGUCCAUCAGUCACCCCCGCCGCGGCAGCCUGGAACUGAAACUCUUCUGUCCCAGUGGCAUGAUGUCCCUUAUCGGCGCCCCCCGCAGCAUGGACUCGGACCCCAGUGGCUUCAAUGACUGGACCUUCUCCACCGUGCGGUGCUGGGGAGAAAGAGCGAAAGGCACAUACCGUCUAGUCAUCAGAGAUGUAGGUGAUGAGCCGCCCCAGCUGGGCAUCCUCCAGCACUGGCAGCUGACCUUGUAUGGCUCCAUGUGGAGUCCGGCCGACAUCAGGGAAAGACAAAGGCUGUUAGAAAGUGCCAUGAGCGGAAAAUAUCUGCACGAUGGCUUCACUCUACCCUGCCCACCUGGGCUGAAAAUUCCUGAGGAAGAGGGUUACACCAUCACCCCUAACACCCUGAAGACCCUGGUGCUGGUGGGCUGCUUCACCGUCUUCUGGACCAUUUACUACAUGCUGGAGGUGUACAUGAGCCACAGGACUGUGGCUUCCACCCAGGGUUGUAGGAACGGACCCUGCCACUGGCCCCAGCGGAGCCGGAAGUCCAGGGAGGAAGGGACAGAGCUAGAAUCAGUGCCGCUUUGCAACAGUAAGGAUCUGAGCGGAGCAGAGGCAGAGAGCGGGGGCCCUCCCACCACCUCUGACCUCCUUGGCCCGGACUUGCUCUGUGAAGGGGACUGGACUCUGUCCCAGAACAACCAGGCUGCCCUGGAUGGCCCCUAUCAGCACCGACCUCCGGACCUGUUGCAGGGGCAAGAGGAACAGAUUUGCUGACCUCAGGGCCUGGACGACUUGGAGUAGGACAGGCUGUUCCUCCCCAAAGCUGGGGAAGCUCCUCCCAAGUUUAGGGAGCUCUGGGGAGAAAGUAAUCCUGAUGCUUACAUCGGAAUCAGAAAUGCCUCAGCGGCAUUCUCUGGCUACCCUCAAGGAUGGGGGGCCCUUCGUAAGCAAAAGCGGUAGAAGACUGCCAGAGGACAGUGUGGAGAGAGGACAGGGUCCUCCUCCAGCCGACUGGAUGCUUCCGAUGAGCAGGCCUUGCCAAGGGACUGACACUCACGUUGGCAGAGUUGCCACCACCGUUUCUCUUGGGCAAGCCAGCAACACCGGUUAUAGGGGUCACUACCAUGUGGGUCGAGAACGGGCCUGUGUGGCCAGGAGAGUCCUCAACAGGAAUGUCACCGAGAUGCCUUGGGAAGGAAUGUUUCGGGAGACAGAGACCCCGGGAAGAGCCCAGCUGUGCUGUGCUAAAAGCAGCACCUGCACUAGCCUUUCCCAGGCAUGGCGCUCCUGGGCAGUGCCAACCUGGAACGUGCGCUGCCUCCCUUCCAAAAGAUUGGCGCAGUGGUCCUGGCAUAGCUCCCAGGGAGAGACACAGCUCCCCAGGGUCCACACUGCUUCACUAGAGAGGUCUGUGGCCAGACUGAGGAGCAGGUAAGAGGCGUGAGUGUUCCAGGAGAAGCCACUCAGCCCUGCGACCACCCUGUCUUCCUCUGCAAAGUGCUCAGGGAAACGCCCUUCCCCCGGAGGCCAUGUCUGCCGGACAACCUCUGUCUUUUCCUCCCAUUCUUGGCCUCCUUCCUUCAUCUGAGCUGAUUGAUUGAUUGAUUGAUUGAUUGAUUUGAAUUUUUUAUGCUUAAAAUUUGAUUUUCUUUUUUCACAGCAACAUUUUGUUGAACUUUUUUCUGCACAGCUUUUCCAAAAUAAAGACCUUCCAAACAA